Messenger RNA from Cuscuta epithymum, 610 nucleotides. The record is from the annotation of a GenBank genome assembly. NCBI's taxonomy places the organism in Eukaryota, Viridiplantae, Streptophyta, Magnoliopsida, Solanales, Convolvulaceae.
CGCCGCCGGCUCCACCGGCCAAACACGCCGCAGCCUUCUCUCUUUCCUCAACGCCGACUCCACCGCUGACUUUGAUGCUUUUGCCUCCCACGCCGUCACGAAACUCCUCGUUGACGGCAGUCGCACCGGCGGCCCGAGCAUCGCGGCGGCUAACGGUGCUUGGAUGGAGCGGACUCUCACUUUUAACCCCUCCUAUAAGCAUCUCUUGGCAAAUUCCUACCAUGCAGCUCUUCAAUCGGUUGACUUUCGUUACCAGGAAAAGGUAGUCAUGAGAAGGAUGAAAUAUAACAAAAUAAUGAAAGAUGCAUGUCACGCUAAAUCUUCAGGCUACUUGAUGAGUUGUUAAUGCUGAAUACCCUCAAUUCUAAGUUGAAUUUGAGUCUCCUGGUAAGCUGUGAUCCGAGAUAAAAGGCAUUCCGAGGCUGGAUCAUCACUUGGGAAGGUUAUCUAUCAGGCAUUGUCUUAGGGAGGCGAACUAUGUACACCGCCCAUUCUUUAGCAAAGUCUAGUUCUUAAAUUAGUAGCUUUAGUGCAUUUUUAGUAUUGCUAGUUUACUCUCAAAUGUUUUAGGGGUUUGUUAGACUUUGGAAAUACCCCACGUACACUUGAG